Messenger RNA from Saccharomyces cerevisiae S288C, 1389 nucleotides. It is a transcript of the gene PUS9, whose product is annotated as pseudouridine synthase PUS9. Gene Ontology annotation, molecular function: tRNA pseudouridine(32) synthase activity; RNA binding; pseudouridine synthase activity. The record is from RefSeq and is marked reviewed. Gene Ontology annotation, biological process: tRNA pseudouridine synthesis; RNA modification; pseudouridine synthesis. The transcript has a single exon. Gene Ontology annotation, cellular component: mitochondrion. Lineage: Eukaryota; Fungi; Ascomycota; Saccharomycetes; Saccharomycetales; Saccharomycetaceae. Bases 1 to 1389 code for a protein of 462 amino acids.
AUGCAAAGAAAUAAUAGGUUAAGAAAUUUGUUUACAGUGCCAGUAAUAAUGGCUCGACAACUCAAAAGGAAUGCAUUAUCUGCAGGUCUUGCUUUUGCAGGUAAUGCAACCUCAAAUGAGUUUGAUGAACAUUUGCAAAAUGAGGUUGAAAGAGAGAGGGAAAUUCAAAAGAAAAAAAAAAUAAAGCGAACUCAAUCAAAAAAAUCGCCAGAUUUGAUUAAUAAAUCUACUUUUCAAUCACGAACGAUAGGCAGCAAAAAAGAGAAACAUAGACAACUAGAUCCAGAGUAUGAAAUUGUCAUCGAUGGCCCUCUAAGGAAAAUCAAGCCCUACCAUUUUACGUACAGGACCUUUUGCAAAGAGCGUUGGAGAGAUAAAAAAUUGGUUGAUGUCUUUAUAUCUGAAUUUCGAGAUCGUGAAUCUGAAUAUUAUAAAAGAACAAUCGAAAACGGGGACGUUCAUAUAAACGAUGAAACUGCGGACUUAUCUACUGUAAUUCGCAAUGGUGACCUGAUUACGCAUCAGGUACAUAGACAUGAACCUCCAGUCACUUCCAGGCCUAUCAAAGUUAUUUUUGAAGAUGAUAACAUAAUGGUUAUUGAUAAACCGAGCGGUAUACCUGUUCACCCAACUGGCCGAUAUCGGUUCAAUACAAUUACGAAAAUGCUUCAAAAUAAUCUCGGAUUUGUUGUGAACCCAUGUAAUAGGUUAGAUAGGCUUACAAGUGGAUUAAUGUUUUUGGCAAAAACUCCGAAGGGAGCCGAUAAUAUCGGCGAUCAACUAAAAGCUCGAGAAGUCACUAAGGAAUACGUGGCCAAGGUAGUUGGAGAAUUUCCAGAAACGGAAGUAAUUGUUGAAAAACCUCUAAAACUGAUCGAGCCAAGGCUUGCUCUUAAUGCAGUUUGUCAAAUGGACGAGAAAGGAGCCAAACAUGCAAAAACUGUUUUUAACAGAAUCAGCUACGACGGUAAAACGAGUAUUGUAAAGUGCAAACCGCUUACCGGGCGAUCACAUCAAAUUAGAGUACAUUUACAGUACUUAGGCCACCCAAUUGCUAACGAUCCUAUUUAUUCCAAUGAUGAAGUAUGGGGUAACAAUCUCGGAAAAGGCGGCCAGGCUGACUUCGAUAUAGUUAUUACUAAGCUAGACGAAAUAGGGAAAAGAAAACCUGCUAAAAGUUGGUUCCAUAGUAAUGGCGGGUACGGUGAGGUAUUAAGGCAAGAAAAAUGUUCUAUUUGUGAAUCUGAUUUGUAUACUGAUCCUGGCCCCAAUGAUCUUGAUCUGUGGUUACAUGCCUAUCUAUACGAAUCAACUGAGACUGAAGAAGGAACCGAAAAGAAAAAGUGGUGCUACAAAACAGAGUAUCCAGAAUGGGCUCUGAGAAGAUAG